GAUUUGAGCAGCUGAAAUUGAAAAUCAAAGAACAACAAACUACUUUUACUUGGUCUGGGUACCGGACAGUUCCUUCAACGUCUUUUCUUGUUCGUUGACCCUAACGAUACUGCUUGGGCAGUUGACAUUCACGGAGACCGUAGUGUCGUCUUGCAGGAACAGCGUAGCGUAUACUAGUAAUAUUCAGUUGAAUCCAAUCUCUGGAGGGUAGGGUCGCCACGAUGCCAGGAAUCCACCCCCGGAGGACGGGAUGCGGAGAGAAUGCCGCAAAGCGUGAAUCAGCUACGGCGGCGCUGUCUAUCAUCGUGCUGUGCUUGCUCGGAGCGACGAUUCACUGUGGCAGUGCCGAAGUGCCCGGUGCUUGGAACCACUUGUUCCAGGAUAACGUUGACUAUGUGUUCGCUUACAACUCAACGGCAUUGCUCCCGGAGAGUAGGACGUCGACUCUUGCCAAGGUCCUGCUGCGGGUAGUGAACAGUGGUGAUGACUGGCAAGAGAUCAAUGUACAGCCCAUUGCCACGGGUACAGUGCACUCCACUCCUGAUACCACCCCAGAUUCAUCCCUGGACAAUCUCAUGCCUGUCAAGGAACCAGUAGCCUGGUAAGUGGAGAUGGGAAAUAUCUAU
Molecule: messenger RNA, 626 nt
Organism: Sycon ciliatum
Lineage: Eukaryota; Metazoa; Porifera; Calcarea; Leucosolenida; Sycettidae
Exons: 3
Coding region: 222-605 (127 amino acids)
Source: RefSeq, a predicted model, not a curated record